This is a messenger RNA of Contarinia nasturtii (swede midge), 1410 nucleotides long. RefSeq names its product zinc finger protein 271-like. Gene Ontology annotation, biological process: regulation of DNA-templated transcription. The record is from RefSeq and is a predicted model, not a curated record. Bases 103 to 1050 code for a protein of 315 amino acids. The transcript has 5 exons. NCBI's taxonomy places the organism in Eukaryota, Metazoa, Arthropoda, Insecta, Diptera, Cecidomyiidae. Gene Ontology annotation, molecular function: RNA polymerase II cis-regulatory region sequence-specific DNA binding; DNA-binding transcription factor activity, RNA polymerase II-specific.
GUGAAGCAUAUUGCGGAAACGCCAGUUUUCUUACAGCAAAAAUUCCAUUUUUGUAACAAGCCAAACUCAAUCUUUUUUAUACUUACCGCAACUGGAUCAAAGAUGACGAUGGUAUCUAUGAUCUGGGAAAAAGAGAUGUCAAAAAUGCUGACGGCAUUCGAACACCAAGCCUUUCAGUCUUUGGUCAACAUAAAAUGGGAGUUAAACCGCAAUCGCUUAGAAUUCAACCCAACGUUCAAGCAGUACUUUUUACAUGCUUCCAAUGCUCGAUUGGUGGAAACGUACAAUCGAUUCGAAAUCCAUUCCCGAAUUGAAGACCAAAUGAUGGACCAACGUGAUGCAAAUAUUGCUCAAAACACAACUUCCUACCAAAUCAAAAACGAUUCAACCCAAUUCGGUGAUCGAUUGAGAAUCAGUGGACCGUUUCAAGAGAUCGUUUUGCUGGACACCGAUGAUUCAAGUGACGACGGAAGUAAUCUCGAGCUCGAUGGACAUGCAGCAGCGAUCGAUGAACUCGAUGAUAAGAUGUCUUCGUUUCAAUCCAACAUGGUUGAAAGUCGAGGAAGUUUUCCAGUUUCUGAUUACCGGAACGAAACUGAACAUGUGGUGAAAAGGGAAAACAUGGAACUGGACGGCAUACCAAGGAAUGAGGUUGAAGUGAAUCAAGAAAAUGGAGCAGCAGAAAAUGUGUUACAGUCUUUAGCACGGAAAUCACUACCAUCGAACCCGUUAAAGAUGAAGAAACACAAGUGCACACUUUGUGAAUAUUCCAGCAAUUACAAAGGGGAUGUUAAUCGACACAUGCGUACUCAUACUGGCGAGAGACCAUAUCGAUGUGAUAUUUGUUCCAAAGAAUCCACAACUAUGCAGUCCCUGAAAAAGCACAAGGUAACUCAUAUCAAUGAAAUCCCGUUCCAUUGCCGAGGGUGCUUCAAAGCAUUUUCACAGAUGGCCGAUAGAGAUGCCCAUGAAAAAGCAUAUGCCAACGCACAACGGCGAAAAACCAUUCCGAUGCGAGAUUUGUAUGGCGCGUUUUACGGCAAAAUCUAGUCUAAAGAAACAUUUGGACACCAUCCACACCACAAUCAAUGCAUAAAUUCAAUCGAAGAGCGACACUCAAAUGAAGAAACAUUUGGGGACCAUCCACGCCUGAAUGCAUUUCACACUUCCCAACUCAUGAUGUCAACCAAUUCAUAACUUCUAGAGCUUUUUUCCAAGAGCCUCUUUCACUAUUCAUUAACGAUAUUUCAAAAUUUAAUCCAUGGAACCCACUGGGUUGCUGCAAAACACGUAUCACUGGCGCCCUCACUGUAUUGCAUAGUGAAGUAACUCAAUAGUACGUGUGUGAAAUGUGAAGAUUUUUUCUCGCACGAACUAGAUGGCGCUAAUAACUAAGUGUCUUUGCAGCAA